Molecule: messenger RNA, 621 nt
Organism: Telopea speciosissima
Lineage: Eukaryota; Viridiplantae; Streptophyta; Magnoliopsida; Proteales; Proteaceae
Product: protein FAR1-RELATED SEQUENCE 5-like
Exons: 2
Coding region: 1-621 (206 amino acids)
Biological process (GO): regulation of DNA-templated transcription
Source: RefSeq, a predicted model, not a curated record
AUGGAGGAUGUUAAUGAUGCACUUGUUUCGAAGGAACUUCAAGAUUUAGAAUAUGGGAUUCCUUUCGUCAAUAUGAAGUUUGAUUCAGAUGAACAAGCAUAUGUUUUCUAUAAUUCAUAUGCGCGAAAAACUGGUUUUAGCAUUCGGAAAGGGUUAUUAGAAAGAACGAGAAAAAGUAUUCUCAGGAAAAGAACAUUUCAAUGCUCAAAAGAAGGUUUUCGAAGAGUAAAUAAGCGGAUCCAUGUGAGGAAGAGUUGUCCAAAUACAAGAACUGGAUGUAAAGCACGAAUGGUGGUUAAAUUCACAAAGGAUGGAAGGGAGCUUAAAGAUGGAGAUAUUCAAGUAGUAUUGAGGUAUUUGGAAAACAAGCAUUUAGAAGAUCCAAUGUUCUUUUACAGUGUGCAAGCUGACAAAGAAGGUGAAAUGACAAAUUUUUUUUGGGUGGAUGUAAGGUCAGUUGAAGACUACUUCUUUGGUGAUGUCGUUUCCUUUGAUACAACAUAUAAGACAAACAAAUAUGGUCAGUCAUUUGCACUAUUUAUCGGUGUGAACCAUCAUCGGCAAACUGUUUUUUUCGGUGCUGCAUUGCUUUUGGAUGAAACGACAAAAUCUUAUAUCUGA